Messenger RNA from Limulus polyphemus (Atlantic horseshoe crab), 1768 nucleotides. RefSeq lists its product as uncharacterized. The annotation marks the transcript as partial. The record is from RefSeq and is a predicted model, not a curated record. The transcript is spliced from 3 exons. Lineage: Eukaryota; Metazoa; Arthropoda; Merostomata; Xiphosura; Limulidae.
GAUGACAGAAAACAAAGCAAUGACAAAACACCACGUGGUAGCCAGGAUCUCUCAACAGCUCGGAAACACCAUAGAAGGGCCAGUCAGGGUAACAAACCAAAACCGCUAGGGCCUGAAAUAAAGAACUGUCACGAGAAAGACAAGAUGAAGCUGGUUCACAGUUCUAUGUAUACCAAGUUCCCUCCACCAGUCAUCACCCACACAGCUUCCACCCCCAAAGGGUCACCAUGUCCUUCUGUAGAACCAUCAGUUCGAGAUUGUAUCAAUCGAUUUUCUUCUAUGAGUCACACCAAUGGUUUAUACAUACCAGUUGAGCAGCCAUUGAAAGUAAAGAAUGCUCUUGUCACCUCAGCUGACCAUCUCGCCAGCGUUUACAUCGAUGUUCCUUUUACGCAAAAAGAAAUGAAUCCACUGGAUUUUAACACAUCUAGCUAUUCCCCUGUGAACAGAACCUCAAGGUCUGAAGGAGACUGUAGUCACAAGACUUCUGAAAUCACAAGUGAUCAUGACCAGCCAUCAGACGUCUUGUUUAGUACCCAGUCUUCCCUCUCUCUGAAUAACAACACAACUCAGUGUAUAGAGCUUCGAGAAGUCGUCAGGAACGAGCCUCUAGGUGGCAGCAGUGUGUCUUCCUACACUUUAACAAACAACAGAAGCUUCUUAUCUGUAAUCCCACAACACCACUUCUGGCUCUCUUCUGACUUCUUCGAUAAAAAUAUAUCUCGGACCAGUAGUUGCUCUCCUAAUUCUUUAGCGCGAGCCGGUGAACUUUCGCUAGGGAAUUUAAAACAUGAAAGUGGGUUAGCUGCUGAGUACUUAAAACAGGAAAGUAGCUUACCUGCUGAGUUCUUAAAACAGGAAAGUAACUUACCUGCUGAGUCCUUAAAACAGGAAAGUAACUUACCUGCUGAGUCCUUAAAACAGGAAAGUAGCUUACCUGCUGAGUUCUUAAAACAGGAAAGUAGCUUACCUGCUGAGUCCUUAAAACAGGAAAUUGGGUUAUCUGCUGAGUUCUUAAAACAGGAAAAUGGGUUAUCUGCUGAGUUAUUAAAACAGGAAAGUGGGUUAUCUGCUGAGUCCUUAAAACAAAGUAGUUCGUCUUCUUCACUUGGAAAAGAAGCUUUUCUUUCGCCUCAUCAUCGAAGUCAAACAUAUACAUCAAUAGAGAAAAGCCGCAGUAUUUCCCCAGCGUAUUCAGACGACCAAUACAACCGGCUUCAAGUGUGGCCUGAAAAAGACAGAGUUACAUCUUGGAAGACAAAACAACCACAUCUAGUCCUAACCCAGGUUUGUACUUGUUCACAAAACUCAAUUGAAUAGUGGAGCUAGCUGACAGUGACAGUUAUAAAAUAUGCGACACACUAAACUGGAAAGUAAAGCUAGUUGACUAACGUCUAUAGAAGACAAGACACACUAUACUGGAAAGUAGGGCUUGUUGACUAACGUCUAUAGAAGACAAGACACACUAUACUGGAAAGUAAAGCUAGUUGACUAACGUCUAUAGAAGACAAGACACACUGAACUGGAAAAUAGGGCUAGUUGACUAACGUCUAUAGAAGACAAGACACACUAUACUGGAAAGUAGGGCUUGUUGACUAACGUCUAUAGAAGACAAGACACACUAUACUGGAAAGUAGGGCUUGUUGACUAACGACUAUAGAAAACAAGACACACUAAACUGGAAAGUAGGGCUUGUUGACUAACGACUAUAGAAAACAAGACACACUAAACUGGAAAGUAGAGCUAGUUGACUAACGUCUAUAGAAGA